Messenger RNA from Scatophagus argus, 5210 nucleotides. RefSeq names its product myosin IEa (gene myo1ea). NCBI's taxonomy places the organism in Eukaryota, Metazoa, Chordata, Actinopteri, Scatophagidae. Gene Ontology annotation, molecular function: microfilament motor activity; actin filament binding; ATP binding. The record is from RefSeq and is a predicted model, not a curated record. Gene Ontology annotation, biological process: actin filament organization; vesicle transport along actin filament. The transcript is spliced from 29 exons. Bases 326 to 3679 code for a protein of 1117 amino acids. Gene Ontology annotation, cellular component: cytoplasm; microvillus; plasma membrane.
UGUGUUUUAGAGCUGAUUUUUGAGGGCACUGCUCCCUACGAAAAUUACCAUCCGGCUCCACUCUGUUUGAACACUACUCCGCCGCUGUCAGUGAAGGACUUAGGUCUGACUGCAACAAUGGACGGAGGACACAGCUGAGGAGCCGCAUCCAUGCUUUCAGGAGUUUUCGGGAAUAUUCUGUGUGAACUCUGGAAUUUGUCCUCUUGGCUUUAGGUUUAACAAUUAGAGCUUUUUGAAAAGUGUGAACUUCACUGAGGUUCGCACAAAUACUGGAUACGACAAAUACGACAGAGAAGACUGCGACUGUUGGGUUGAAAGGCAGAGGAUGGGGAGCCGGGGGCACUACCGGUACCACUGGCAGAGCCACAAUGUCAAACACAGCGGAGUGGAUGACAUGGUGCUGCUCAGCAAGAUCAAUGAGGACGCCAUCGUGGACAACCUCAAGAAGAGAUACAUGGAUGACUACAUCUUUACAUAUAUUGGUCCUGUGCUCAUUUCCGUCAACCCUUUCAAGCAGAUGCCAUACUUUGGGGAAAAAGAAGUUGAGAUGUAUCAGGGCGCAGCUCAGUACGAGAACCCUCCUCACAUCUACGCUCUGGCAGACAACAUGUACAGAAACAUGAUGAUUGAUCGUGAGAACCAGUGCGUCAUCAUCAGUGGAGAGAGUGGAGCAGGGAAGACGGUGGCAGCCAAAUAUAUCAUGGGCUACAUCUCCAGAGUGUCAGGGGGUGGACCCAAAGUACAGCAUGUCAAAGACAUCAUCCUGCAGUCCAACCCGCUGCUAGAGGCCUUUGGCAACGCCAAGACUGUGAGGAACAACAACUCCAGCAGAUUUGGGAAAUACUUUGAGAUCCAGUUCAGUUCCGGUGGUGAACCGGACGGAGGGAAAAUCUCCAACUUCCUUCUGGAGAAGUCACGGGUCGUCAUGAGGAAUCCUGGAGAGAGGAGUUUCCAUAUAUUCUAUCAGUUAAUAGAAGGGGCCAGUACAGAGCAGAAAAGCAGCCUGGGAAUCACAACUCUGGAUUACUACUCUUACCUCAACCAGUCUGGUUCAUACAAAGUGGACGACAUCAAUGACAAGAGUGAUUUCCAGGAGACAAUGCAUGCCAUGGAUGUGGUUGGCAUCUCAGCGGAAGGCCGUGCCAUGGUGCUUCAGAUUGUGGCCGGAGUCCUGCACCUGGGGAAUAUCAGUUUCAGGGAAGCAGGCAACUACGCUGCUGUGGAGAGUGAAGAGUUUCUAGCUUUUCCUGCCUUUCUGCUUGGAAUUGACCAGAACCGUCUGAAGGAGAAACUGACGAGCAGGAAGAUGGACAGCAAGUGGGGAAAUGCGGUGGAGUCCAUCGAUGUGACUCUGAACGUGGAGCAGGCUUGUUACACCCGUGAUGCCCUCUCCAAAGCCCUGCAUGCACGAGUGUUUGACUUUCUGGUUGAGUCCAUCAACAAAGCCAUGGUGAAAGAUCAUCAGGAGUUUAAUAUUGGAGUGCUGGACAUAUAUGGGUUUGAAAUUUUCCAGAAAAAUGGAUUUGAACAGUUCUGUAUCAACUUUGUGAAUGAGAAACUGCAGCAGAUAUUCAUUGAGCUGACUCUGAAGGCAGAGCAGGAGGAAUAUGUGCAGGAGGGCAUCAAGUGGACUCAGAUUGACUACUUCAAUAACAAGAUUGUCUGUGAUCUCAUCGAGAGCAAAAAUCCUCCUGGCAUUAUGUGCAUCCUGGAUGAUGUGUGCGCCACCAUGCACGCAGUGGGCGAGGGCGCCGACCAGACGAUGCUGCAGAAGCUCAGAGUCCAGAUCAACUCUCACGAACACUUCAACAGCUGGAACCAGGGCUUCAUCAUCCACCACUACGCUGGCAAGGUGUCUUAUGAUGCCGAGGGUUUCUGCGAGAGGAACCGAGACGUCCUUUUUACUGACCUCAUUGAGUUGAUGCAGAGCAGCGAAAUCACCUUCAUCAGAGCACUGUUUCCAGAAAACCUCAACGCUGACAAGAAGGGUCGGCCCACGACUGCGGGAAGCAAAAUAAAGAGACAAGCCAAUGAUCUGGUGAGCACACUGAUGAAAUGUACUCCGCACUACAUCCGCUGCAUCAAACCCAACGAAACCAAGAAGCCCAGAGACUGGGAAGAGAGCCGAGUAAAGCAUCAAGUGGAGUACCUGGGUCUGAAGGAAAACAUCAGGGUGAGGCGUGCUGGCUAUGCCUACCGCAGAGUCUUCAGGAAGUUCCUCAACAGGUACGCCAUCCUGACCAAGGAGUCAUGGCCAACGUGGCGAGGAGACGAGAAACAAGGUGUCCUUCAUCUCUUACGGUCUGUCAACAUGGACCAGGAUCAGUUCCAGCUUGGACGCACCAAGAUCUUCAUUAAAGCCCCUGAGUCGCUCUUCUUGCUGGAAGAGACAAGGGAGCGCAAGUUUGACGGCUAUGCCAGGACCAUCCAAAAAGCCUGGAGGAAAUAUGUGGCCCGCAAGAAGUAUGUCCAGAUGAGGGAAGAAGCCUCUGAUCUGCUGUUAAACCGGAAGGAGAGGCGGCGACACAGCCUCAACAGAAACUUUGUAGGUGACUACUUGGGUAUGGACGACAGGCCCGAGCUCCGACAGUUCCUGGGCAAGAGAGAAAAGAUCGACUUUGCAGACAAAGUCACAAAAUAUGACCGCCGCUUCAAGGGCAUUAAGAGGGAUUUGAUCCUGACCCCAAAGUCUGUCUACCUGAUUGGAAGGGAAAAGCUGAAACAGGGACCAGAGAAAGGGCAGGUGACGGAGGUCCUCAAGAGGCGGAUUGAUGUGGAGAAGAUCUUGGCAGUGUCACUCAGUACAAUGCAGGACGAUUUCAUGAUCCUGCAUGAACAGGAGUACGACAGCCUGCUGGAGUGUGUCUUUAAGACCGAGUUCAUCAGCUUACUGGCCCGCAGGUUUGAGGAGAAAACACAACGGAAGCUACCACUCAAGUUUAACAACACACUGGAAAUGAAGUUGAAGAAGGAGAACUGGGGCUUCUUGAGUGGAGGCGGCUCCCGGCAGGUGCUGUUUGUCCAGGGUCAGGGGGACGUCCCUGUACUGAAGCCAUCGAGCAAAUCUCUGCAGAUCAGCAUCGGGCCUGGGCUUCCAAAGAAUACACGUCCCACCAGGAAGAACUUCACUCAGGGUCGCUCCAGUGUGUCCAGAACUCACCAGAACAUCCCCUCACGGGCUGCUCCGGGACCUCCAGUUUCUCAUCAAAAUGGUGCCCUUAAAAACACCAACCAUGUAGCCAAUCAGAGGAACACACAGCAUCACAACCAGAGGCAAUCCACCAACGCUACACGGCCUUUCCUGCCCAGCAACAUCAACCAGCUGAAGGAGCGAGGCGGCAGCCGGCCACAGCCCAACCUGGACUGUCUGAAAGUCCCUGACCAAGGAGCCGCAGGUAAUGGAGACAGACGGCCAGCUUCAAACGGAGGAAUGGCGCACAGACCGUCAGCAAACAGGCCUCCGCCGGGAGGAGGACGACCCAAACCUGCACCCAAACCCAAACCCCAGGUCCCCCAGUGCAAAGCUUUGUACGCCUACGACGCUCAGGACACUGACGAGCUCAGCUUCAACGCCGACGACGUUAUCGACAUCAUCAAAGAGGAUGCCUCCGGGUGGUGGACAGGACGACUUCGUGGAAAGCAGGGACUUUUCCCCAACAAUUACGUCACCAAGAUCUAGGAGCUGCCGGCUUACAGCACGAGGAGGAGAGCCUGCUGCAUCCCUGCUGACCCUGUCAGAGGAGGGGAUGGAGCUUACAGUCAGACAGAGAAACACUGUGAGAUCCCUUGAGGAGAGAAACUCACACUUCCUCCACUACUGCCUUCAUAGUACAUGAAUGUAACUCUCAGUUACACCACCAGACCAAAAGACCGUCAGGCUUGAAAUGUGGCUCUGCUUUAUAGACGAGAGGACUGUUUGACCCUGGGGUCUGUUUGUUUGUUUUCUCCACAGUCUCUUUGAGUAAUGAACAAAACUAUUUAUUGUAUUUAUAGCUUUCUGUGUUCUCCUCACUGUCAUUUAUAUCUUGAUGAGGAUUUGCGCUCAAACAUUUUGAAGCGUUGGAAUGAAGUAUGCUUAAUCUGUGGGACCAGGCUGUGAUUUUUAUUCUCAACACAUCUCCUUUUUUUUUUCUUUUUUUUUUAAAGAUGUAUAUUUGAUUGCUGAAAUCAGAGAUGGCCGUCUCAGUGUCAAAACUGAAGUGACUGCUGCUUUAGCAGGAAUAUUUAUUUUGGUGCAAAACUGUAACUGCUUAUGGGGAACAGAGUUUCAGUAUAUCAUCGCACUGUGAUUUUUGAAGUAAAAAUACCAAAGCAAUAUCAAUAGGUCUGUUCCACAGGAAACAUUCACAGCAGUCAAGAGGUUAAUCACCUGGAAAAAACACCUUCAUCUUAAUUAUUUUGUUGUUGUUUUUCUUUUUGUUUUUCAGUCACACCAGUAUAUUUUCGACACGGAGUAGAGGCCACGUAUACUGUAACCUGCGCAUGCUUUCUGUGGUGUAUUAGCACUUUAUUGGUACAGGUACUACCUUGGACACAGACACCGUCACUCGUUCAUGCCACAGCCAGUAAGGCAAGUCUAUGAAGGACAGGUUGCCAAGCUAGCAAUAAGCCGAGUUAUUGAGAAGAAUGAUUUGUUUACAUGAAACGAUAAAACAGGCAUUUUUAGAUCUGAUUCUGUAUAUGUGUUCAUAUUUAGGAGUACGCCUGUUGUUGGCUUGGUUUUAAAUGAGCUGUUUUGUAUUUUCUCUGAAGGAUCUUAGUAUUGUACUGUUCUCUUCCUGCUUCUGAUACUCACAGGGCUGUUUCACUUCUAGGUCAGCUGCACAUAGUUAACGGUUCUCACAGACUAGGGUGACUGGAUUUUUGUUUUGUCACGUGCAAAAGUUGUUUUGGGUGAAAGAGCUUUGUUGACAUUUUUCCAUGGCACUACAAAGAAUUCCUUUUGCUUCUGCUCAGCUGUUUCUGCACUACUUAGACAUUCCUAAUCCUUUUUUUUUUAAAUCAAAUAACCACAUUAUGCUCUUGUCAGUGAAAACUGCUGGGAUUUCUGUCAUAGAUCUUCUGCAUCAUCAAAUAUAAUUUGAUCUUGGAUGGUUGGAAACAUCCUUGUGCAAUACAAAACAGUAGAUUUUAAUAAGGCAUGUAAUAUUGUAUAUUUAACUGCUUUGUUUUUAUUAUCAGAGAUCUCAUUAAAUGACCAAUGAUCAGUC